Molecule: messenger RNA, 2161 nt
Organism: Paralichthys olivaceus (Japanese flounder)
Lineage: Eukaryota; Metazoa; Chordata; Actinopteri; Pleuronectiformes; Paralichthyidae
Source: RefSeq, a predicted model, not a curated record
GCGCGUCUGUCUUCUACUCCGCGAGAGCGCGCUGCAGGGGACUCGGCCGCGCGCUCGGUGUUGUGUUAGCGCAGCUCCACUUGUGUUCGCAGCAGGAUCGGACGCUGCAUCGAGAACAGGUGAGAGGAAGCUGGACAUCAGAAUGCCAAACCACAGACACAGCACCCCACCAUACCUGUCAGGUGGCAGUAAACACCACAGCAGCAGACACAGGCACAGUGAGCAUGUGUCCAACCCGGCCUUCUCCUACUACCCAGGAGACAAGAUGCUUCACUUCUAUCGCUGGACCUCACCCCCGGGUGUGAUGAAGAUAUUGUGUAUCAUCAUCGUCAUCAUGUGUGUGGCCGUGUUCGCCUGCGUGGCCUCCACGCUGGCCUGGGACUAUGAUAUGGGUCUCAUGGGUCUUGGAGGUGGAGCUGGCUUGAUGCCAGGUUAUGGUGGCGGCGGCGCAUACGGUGGCUCGUACGGUGGUUCAUAUGGCGGCAGUUACGGUGGCUCAUAUGGAGGUGGCAGCUCAUAUGGAGGCAUUGGUGGUGGCGGCAGUGGCAGUUCCUAUGGCUAUGGAGGAACACAAAUGGAUCCCAAGACUGGCAAAGGCUUCAUCAUCGCCAUUUCAGCCAUCACCUUUAUAGCUGUGCUCAUCAUAUUCGUGUUGGUUGUUUCGAGGCAAAAUGCAGCCCGCUCAGCAAAGUUCUACCUUGCAACCAUCAUCAUCUGCGCCAUCUUAGCAUUUCUGAUGAUCAUUGCCACUAUCGUGUACCUGGUAGCUGUGAACCCAACAGCUCAGUCCACGGGGUCUGUCUACUACAGCCAGAUCCGCCAGCUGUGUGCCCAGUACCAGACACAGACCCAGGCCCAGGGCAUCUUCCUCAACCAAUACCUGUACCAUUACUGUGUGGUGGAGCCUCAAGAGGCCAUCGCCAUUGUCCUGGGCUUCCUUGUGUUUGUUGGUCUCAUCAUCCUGCUGGUGUUCGCAGUCAGGACUCGCUCAAAGAUCAGGCACUGGGGCCCAGAGAGGAUUCUCUGGGAGGAGGUCAAGGUCAUCACAGAGGGUACACACAACAGUGUCGGGGAGUGGGUGAAAAAUGUGAGUGGUGACCCAGAGAUAAUGGUGAACGACUAUAAUGACAAAGUUGGGGGUUCCAGAGACUAUCUGGACCGACUGGACAACAAGCCUCUUUACCUGCCAGGAGAUUCGGACAUAAGCAGCUCUGUGGGAAUUUUGAAGCCCAGGCUGAAGGACUAUGACACUGGUGCAGAGUCUGGAGAUGACCUGGAGGAGGAGGACUUCAGCGCGUUGUUUCCUCCCAUUGUGGAUGAGCAAGAACGUCUGACCUACAAGCGGGAGUUUGACCGGGAUCACCAGGAGUACAAGGACCUGCAGGCUGAGCUGGACAACCUAAACCAGGACCUGGCCGACCAGCACAGAGAGCUCGACCGACAGCCUGAGGGCAGUCCACAGUUCUUGGAUGCCAUGAAUAAAUACACCAGACUGAAGAAUCAAAAGAAGUCCCCAGACUACCAGAUAAAGAAGAAGAGGUGUAAAUAUCUCAGGUCCAAACUGUCGCACAUCAAGAGGAAGAUCAGUGAAUAUGACCGACGACCAUGAACCUUCACCUCUGACAGGGACAGUGACUAAUCUGCAGUUUUCCACCCCAUUGUGUUUAAAUUGAUCACAAAUGAAUAUGUGAUUGUUAUAGUGAAGAGUCUGUUGCUUUAUGUUACGUCGGUAUCAAUACCAAGGGACCUUUUUCAGAGACAGGUAGGUGAAGGAAAUAUUGUUUUUUUAUAUGUAUAUAUAUAUCUCUCGUCUUUGAUGGUUCCUAACCUCUGUAAGUUUCUCAUGAAGAACUAUUCCAAGAACAAUGAAGGUGUGAAUGAGGAAAUCAGAGAUGUGAAAUGUUUUUGUUUCAGUACUAGUGAAGCAGUUACUGUGCUUCUUUUUUAGCUUUUUAAAAAUCAUGUCACUGACCGCCCUUUGUAAAUAAUGUUAAUUUUUAAUUUUUGCAAAUAUUUUAAAUUGUUGUGUAACAAGAUUUUCAGUACUUAUUUUUGCUGUUUUAUGUAAAAUGAGGAAACCUCUGUUCUCAAAUGGAAUCCCCCAAAUGUAACUGGUGUCCUUUCUUUUAGGGUCAACAACAUGUAUUUUACUGUAAUUCAG